Messenger RNA from Lotus japonicus, 690 nucleotides. RefSeq names its product serpin-ZXA-like. The record is from RefSeq and is a predicted model, not a curated record. The transcript has a single exon. NCBI's taxonomy places the organism in Eukaryota, Viridiplantae, Streptophyta, Magnoliopsida, Fabales, Fabaceae. Bases 1 to 690 code for a protein of 229 amino acids. Gene Ontology annotation, molecular function: serine-type endopeptidase inhibitor activity.
AUGGUUUUAAAGGCAGGUGAAGUGACCAAUGAAGUAAAUUCAUGGGCUGAAGCAAAAACAAAGGGCCUUAUCAAGAACCUUCUUCCUGAUGGCUCAGUUGACCACUUAACGAGGCUCAUCCUUGCAAAUGCAUUGUACUUCAAAGGUGCAUGGAAUGAAAAGUUUGAGUCCUCAAUGACUAAAGACAGUGGUUUCCACCUUCUUAGUGGCACUUCAGUUAAGGUUCCCUUCAUGGUUAGUAAGAAGAAACAAUAUAUUAAUGUUUUCGAUACUUUCAAAGUCUUAGGUCUUCCUUAUAAGCGGGGUGAAGAUCAGCGCCAGUUCUCCAUGUACUUCUUACUUCCACAUGCAAAAGAUGGCUUGUCUGCUUUGGUUUACUUGGUAACUUCAACAUCUGGGUUCCUGAAAUGCAAUCUUCCUGAUCAUAAAGUGGAAGUGGGUGACUUAAGGAUUCCCAAAUUCAAAAUUUCUUUCAAUUUUAAAGCUUAUGAUGUUCUUAAGGAGCUAGGAGUGGUUUUGCCUUUCUCAGAUAAUGCAGAUUUGUCAAAAAUGGCGGGUUCUCCCGGGAGUCAAUACCUAUAUGUUUCCAAAAUAUUUCAAAAGUCUGCUUUCAUUGAAAUAAAUGAAGAAGGCACUGAAGCUGCUGCAACCAGUGGCGUCGUUAUUGCAAUGGGCAACCGAUUCGAGUAG